This is a messenger RNA of Scophthalmus maximus (turbot), 2229 nucleotides long. It is a transcript of the gene uhmk1, whose product is annotated as U2AF homology motif (UHM) kinase 1. Gene Ontology annotation, biological process: peptidyl-serine phosphorylation; positive regulation of translational initiation; regulation of protein export from nucleus. Gene Ontology annotation, molecular function: RNA binding; ATP binding; protein serine/threonine kinase activity. The coding region runs from base 413 to 1738 and encodes 441 amino acids. The record is from RefSeq and is a predicted model, not a curated record. Lineage: Eukaryota; Metazoa; Chordata; Actinopteri; Pleuronectiformes; Scophthalmidae. The transcript has 10 exons. Gene Ontology annotation, cellular component: nucleus; neuronal ribonucleoprotein granule.
ACAUGGAGCGCAUGCGUGCAAGGGGGGGAGCAGGAGCGGAAACAAGUUUAAUAUCAACAAACUUGAGUUUUACAACUCAAGUGAAACUUCAGGGCGCUCGAACCCGACAGGCCCUAUCACGUUUCUCGUUUUCAGUUAAAAGUGGUCAUGGUAGCAGCCGGUGCACUAUGGGGGAAGCGUGUAUGUGCGCGUCGAUGAAGUGGUUCGUUCUCGUCCUCAAACUCGGUGGCUAGUGUGGCCAGUGGGACGAGCUAAGUUGGCUAACUCGUCUUCGUCCAGUGGACUGGCGUGAAGUCAUUUCGAUAUCCCUUCGCCCGGUCCGCCGACGAUGCUCCCGCAGCUGCUCCCACCUGUCAACUAGCUGGCUCCUCGCCUCCCCCCCCCCCCGCCCCGUUCCCCUCGAGUCGCCCGAAUGGCCCACUGCGGCCCCGCCGAGCCGAGCGCCAAGGCGAGGGCGCUGCGCCCGGACGGCAGCGCGCCAUCGCAGGGUGGCGUGGACCAGAGCAUGAAGCCCGUGCUGUUCGAGAUCUUCGGCGAGAUAUGGACCGUCCAGUCGCGCCUCGGCCAGGGGGUGUCGGCCUCCGUGUACCGGGUCAGCUCGGGCAGAGCCACCAGCGCCGCUGUCAAGGAGUUCCAGGCCGACACUCAGGGAGGCGACUACGGGUACCACAAGGAGAGGUCCGUGCUGGAGGACAUCCAGGGACAUAAAAACAUCGUGACGCUGUACGGGGUGUUCACCAACCACGGCUGUACGGGCGUUGCCACCCGCUGUCUCCUGCUGGAGCUCUUGGAUGUCAGCGUGUCCGAGCUGUUGGUGCGAGGCACCGGCGUUUCUCAGGGUGGCAGACCCCAGCAGGGCCACUCCAUGUGGCUUGUUCAGCAUUGUGCCAGAGACAUCCUCGAGGCCCUCGCCUUCCUUCACAAGGAAGGCUACGUCCACGCCGACCUCAAGCCACGCAACAUCCUGUGGAGCGCUGACGACGAGUGCUUCAAGCUCAUCGACUUUGGUCUCAGCUUUAAAGAGGGGAACCAGGAUGUCAAGUACAUCCAGACGGACGGGUAUCGUGCUCCGGAGGCCGAGAUCCAGAACAGCCUUGCUCGAGCCGGGGUGGAGGUGGAGGGAGACUUGGGCUGCACGGCCGCUGUGGACCUCUGGAGCCUGGGCAUCAUCCUGCUGGAGAUGUUCUCUGGAAUGAAGCUCAAAGAUACCGUCCGCUCGCAGGAGUGGAAGGAUAACAGCGCUGCCAUUGUUGACCAUAUCUUUGCCAGCAACAGCCUGGCGUGCCCCGCCAUCCCUGUCUAUCACCUCCGAGACCUUAUCAAAAGCAUGCUGCUCACCGACCCAAAGCAAAGAAGCACAGCUGAAACUGCCCUCCUGAGCCCGUUCUUCAGUAUUCCCUUCGCUCCUCACAUAGAGGAUCUGGUUCUGCUGCCCUCUCCUGUUCUGCGUCUGCUCAACCUGAUUGACGACAGUCAUCUGCACAAUGAAGAAGAGUAUGAAGACAUCCUGGAGGACAUGAAAGAGGAGUGCCAGAAGUACGGCUCAGUGGUUUCUCUGCUCAUCCCCAAGGAGAACCCAGGGAAAGGACAGGUUUUUGUGGAGUAUGCCAACUCCAGUGACUCCAAAGAGGCCCAGAGGUUGCUCACAGGCCGCACCUUCGACGGGAAGUUUGUUGUGGCCACCUUUUACCCUCUCAGCGCGUACAAAAGAGGUUACUUGUACCAAACUGUGCAGUGAAGUCCUCAAGCUCAAUUUACACCUAGCAUGAAACAAACCACCUGCAUAGGGCACGACAAAGGAGAGAGAGAGUUGUUUUCUCCCUAUGAAAAUAACAAAGACCACCCAAGUUACGAGUGGCCGCCCUGCAAUGCAUUCAGCCAUUAAUGAUUGUAGUUUAAAGUUCUGCAUGUUAGCCAUGUGGUUUUUUCUACCUAAAAUCGGUUUCAUGCCGAGUGUAAAUUGAACUCAGCGAAUCUCAUCACAUUUCUGCAGCCUCCAGUCUGUGCACCGCUCUUACCCAUAUGCAUCUACGUAGUGCUUUAAAGUCAACUGCAUCUUUUGUAAUUAAUGACUCCAGAAGUCUGUGGUCCGGGGACAGCCGUUCCCGUUCGGGCUUCAAUUUCUCUCUUGUGCCGCAUUCAUAGAAAUGAUCAAUCCUGAGAGAAUGUGUAAUUAAUACAGGAAAAGGCUGUGAUGAGGGUUACUUAAAAAACUUCUAUCAAGUGACA